Pelobates cultripes (western spadefoot toad) is the source of this 966-nucleotide messenger RNA. NCBI's taxonomy places the organism in Eukaryota, Metazoa, Chordata, Amphibia, Anura, Pelobatidae. The record is from the annotation of a GenBank genome assembly.
GAGUAUAAUGACCGAAGCCUGGACAAUAUAAAGGAGUAUAAUGACCGAAGCCUAGACAAUAUAAAGGAGUAUAAUGACCGAUGCCUGUACAAUAUAAAGGAGUAUAAUGACCGAAGCCUGGACAAUAUAAAGGAGAAUAAUGACCGAAGCCAGUACAAUAUAAAGGAGUAUAAUGACCGAAGCCUAGACAAUAUAAAGGAGUAUAAUGACCGAUGCCUGUACAAUAUAAAGGAGUAUAAUGACCGAAGCCUGUACAAUAUAAAGGAGUAUAAUGACCGAAGCCUGGACAAUAUAAAGGAGAAUAAUGACCGAAGCCAGUACAAUAUAAAGGAGAAUAAUGACCGAAGCCAGUACAAUAUAAAGGAGUAUAAUGACCGAUGCCUGUACAAUAUAAAGGAGUAUAAUGACCGAAGCCAGUACAAUAUAAAGGAGUAUAAUGACCGAUGCCUGUACAAUAUAAAGGAGUAUAAUGACCGAAGCCAGUACAAUAUAAAGGAGUAUAAUGACCGAUGCCUGUACAAUAUAAAGGAGAAUAAUGACCGAAGCCUGUACAAUAUAAAGGAGAAUAAUGACCGAAGCCAGUACAAUAUAAAGGAGUAUAAUGACCGAAGCCUGUACAAUAUAAAGGUGUAUAAUGACCGAUGCCUGUACAAUAUAAAGGAGUAUAAUGACCGAAGCCUGUACAAUAUAAAGGAGAAUAAUGACCGAAGCCUGUACAAUAUAAAGGAGUAUAAUGACCGAAGCCAGUACAAUAUAAAGGAGUAUAAUGACCGAAGCCUGGACAAUAUAAAGGAGUAUAAUGACCAAAGCCUGGACAAUAUAAAGGAGUAUAAUGACCGAAGCCUGGACAAUAUAAAGGAGAAUAAUGACCGAAGCCAGUACAAUAUAAAGGAGUAUAAUGACCGAAGCCUGGACAAUAUAAAGGAGAAUAAUGACCGAAGCCUGUGCCAUAUUCAAGAUGUAUAA